Molecule: messenger RNA, 3102 nt
Organism: Aspergillus oryzae RIB40
Lineage: Eukaryota; Fungi; Ascomycota; Eurotiomycetes; Eurotiales; Aspergillaceae
Product: LEA domain protein
Exons: 2
Coding region: 1-3102 (1033 amino acids)
Source: RefSeq, a predicted model, not a curated record
AUGUCGUCUCCCACAGUGCAAAGAGCCACUGGCACUCCUCGCAAGCUACGUGCCGAAUCCGGCUCCAGCGCCGGAAAUAUCGCCGAACAGAGCCCCUCUAAACGAACACCCCAGAAGCUCCAAGUCCGAAGCCGCAAGCCGAUCGAAGAAGACGUCCCCGAAGAACCGGCUACCCCGUCCCCGAAACCACGGAAGACUGUUCAGGGUGAGCAGCGUGAUGCUCCCGAAGAGACACAGUCGCAGGCUUCCGGGUCUGCCGGGGGGCUGGGAGGACUGGCUGGUGGUCUGACCGGGCAGGUGAAGGAUACUGCUGGGGCAUUGACGAGGAGGGGUGAGCAGACCGUGGCGAACGCGACCGGGGUUGAUUUGUCGUUCUUGAAGGGGCUUGAGGUUAGUGAAUGGGGCCAGGUACUGGGUGAUGAUGGGAAUCCUGUUGGUCGCAUUGUGGAGGGCGAGCCACAGGAUCUUGUUGGAUAUGCUGUUGGGGAUAAUGGUGAGAUCCUGGAUGAGGAUGGCGACUUGAUUGGUCGUGUUGAGGCUCUGCCGGAGGCGAUUCAGGAGAAUACGGACCAGGCGAAGAAGGCUAUCGGUGGUCUUGCUGACUUGAAUGGUAUUCCGGUGUCUGAGGGGGGUUUCAUCAAGGAUGAGGCUGGAGAGACGGUUGGUAAGGUCGUGGAAGGGGAUGCUCAGGAUCUCGUUGGGUACGCGCCCAAUGAGAAAGGCGAGAUCCUUGACGAUGAAGGCGACCUUGUCGGACGGGUCGAGCCUGUGUCCAAGGCUGCAAGUGCUACUGGAAGUGUUGCAGAUUCUCAAAAGUCGAAUUCCCAGGGCACCAAGAGUGUUGGAAAGAGCGCCAGCGAGGAAGUAACAGAGGAGGUUGACAAGGAUGAUUCCGCCACGAAGGAUAUCGAAGACACGGCGGAAGAGAAAGUCGAUGACGCCGAAGAGCAGCUGCCUCCCCUCUCCACACUCGAGGGUUUGAAAUGCAACAAACUGGGCAAGAUCAUCAAUCCAUCGACUGGAAAGCCAGUCGGUGAACUGGUUGAGGGCGAUCCGAAGAAGCUUACUCGGCUUGGUGCCACACUUGAUGACCAGGGCCAGUUCUGGGAUAACCGUGGAAAUGUAAUUGGGCGUGCCCAAACAAUUCCCCACCAGGAUUAUAGUGAUGAGCCUCCCUUCGCCGGCUUAGAUGGCCUCCAUGUCGUCGAGGACGGAUGGGUUGAGGACAGCAAGGGCAAGCGUGUCGGCAAGAUCGUUGAGGGUGAACCUAAGAAGGUCCUCGGUCGUCCUGUUGAUGAGGAUGGAGAGGUCACUGACCAGCAUGGCAAUGUCGUCGCAAAGGCCGAAUACUAUGAGCAGCCCGACGAACCAGAGCCUGAGGAACCUGAGGUGGUCGACCUAUCAAAACUGGACGGAUUGACCUGCAACAAACUAGGAUACGUUAUGGGACCCAACGGAGUACCAAUUGCACGUGUCGUGGAAGGAAACCCUAAGGAGCUCGCCGGUAAAGAAAUCGAUGAUGGCCAGAUCUGGGACGGUCGCAAACCCAUUGGACGCGUUGAGCUUAUCCCUGAGAAUGAGCGUGAGAAGAAGCCUGAAGGCCCGUUCGCUGGCCUGGAGAACCUGGUUGUGAACAAGAAAGGAUUCGUGGAGGACACGGAUGGUAACAUCGUCGGCAAGGUCACUGAAGGCGAAUUGAAGAACCUGCGCGGGCGCACUGUGGAUGAGGAUGGAGACAUCAUCGACAAGUUUGGUAAUGUCAAGGGACAUGCCGAGCCAUACGAGCCUCCAGAAGAGGAGGUAGUCGAAGAAGACUUGUCAAUCUUAGAAGGUAAAACCGUCAAUAAGGCCGGCAAUGUCGUGGACGCCCAAGGAAACGUCUAUGGCCGAAUCACCUCGGGUGACAAGCGACUUGCUGGACGGAAGGUUGAUGGCAAAGGCCAAAUCUGGGGUGACGAUGGCAAGGUCAUUGGUAAGGCCGAGCUUGUCCCUGGCGCUGAGCAAGAGAAGCCCGAAGGUCCCUUCUUCGGCUUUGAUGACGCGGAAGUUGGGAAGGACGGUGUAGUCACUUCUGGUGGCAAGAUUAUUGGCCGUGUCAUCGAAGGUGAUGCCAAGCGACUCCAGGGACGCAAGGUCGACGAAGAUGGAGAUAUCUUGGAUAAGAAUGGAAAUACUAUCGGCCGAGCAGAACGCUGGGAGCCGGAGGAGAAGCAACGAAGCGUCAACCCUAUGGCUGGCCGCAAAGUUACCCGCGAGGGUGAAGUACGUGAUGUUGAUGGUAACCUUAUCGGAAAGCUGACCUCCGGCAACUUGGCUACUCUCGUGGGCAAGGAGAUCGAUGACAAUGGCUUUGUCGUUGACAAUGAUGGCAACAAGCUUGGCGAGUGUACCCUGAUCGAGAAUAUCCCCGAGGAGAAGGAGGAAGAGGUCGUCGAGGAGGAGCCAGGCCCGUCGCCAGAAGAGCUCGAGGAGCAGAAGAAAGCUGAAGAAGAUAAACAGCUGGCCAAGAAGAUGAGCGCCAUUAUCGGACAAACCUUGGAUCGUGUUCGACCGAUCUGCAAGAUGAUUACCGAGCACAUUGAGAGAGCCGAGCGUACCCCGAAAGAGGAAUUGGAUGAGGAAAAACUGGUAAAGGAUGUCAAGCCACUGCUGGAAGAGGGAGGCCGAAUCCUCCAAGAAUGCAACGGCGCUAUCCGAGCCCUUGAUCCAGAUGGUCGUAUCGCAGCUACAGCAAAGGCUCGCGCUGCUUCACACGAAGCGUCUCCCGAAGAGUAUGCUCUCGCCGACCAAAUCAAGGAAAUGACAGAUACCGUCGUUAGUUGCAUUGAGAACGGGAAAAAGAAGAUUGCCGACAUGCCUCAUGCGAAGAAACAGCUCAACCCCCUCUGGGCCCUUCUCAGCGAGCCCUUGUUCCAGAUCAUUGCCGCUGUAGGCUUGCUGCUGACUGGCGUGCUUGGGCUUGUUGGUCGUCUACUUGAGGGUCUCGGCCUGGGACCUCUCGUGAAUCGCUUGCUCGGCGGCUUGGGCCUUGACAAGUUGCUUGAUAGUCUGGGCUUAAGUUCUAUCACUGAUGCCCUUGGCAUAACUGGCAAGAAGAAAUAG